Molecule: messenger RNA, 539 nt
Organism: Carlito syrichta (Philippine tarsier)
Lineage: Eukaryota; Metazoa; Chordata; Mammalia; Primates; Tarsiidae
Product: 1-phosphatidylinositol 4,5-bisphosphate phosphodiesterase beta-1-like
Exons: 3
Coding region: 252-539 (95 amino acids)
Source: RefSeq, a predicted model, not a curated record
UCCUCGCCUUCCGAGGCUCCUCAUUCACCGCGGGCUCCCGACCCCGCGUCCCGCCUGGGACAUGACCCGGCCUUGCGCCCCCGCGCGCCCUGCUUGCUGAGCCGCGCCGGAGCGAGUUGCGGAGGCCGGGAGGCCAGGGGAGGCCGGCGGAGGAGCAGAGUCGAGUGUCUCCGGAGCAGAGAAAGGAGCCCGCGCCCCGCGCCCGUCCCUGCCGCGCUCGCCCGGGCCGUCCGGAGCCCCGAUGAGCCCAGAUGGCCGGGGCUCAACCCGGAGUGCACGCCUUGCAACUCAAGCCCGUAUGCGUGUCGGACAGCCUCAAGAAGGGCACUAAAUUCGUCAAAUGGGAUGAUGACUCGACUAUUGUUACUCCAAUUAUUUUGAGGACUGACCCUCAGGGAUUUUUCUUUUACUGGACAGAUCAAAAUAAGGAGACAGAGCUGCUGGAUCUCAGCCUUGUCAAGGAUGCAAGAUGUGGGCGACACGCCAAAGCUCCCAAGGUAGGAGGCAGUGCAUUGUACAUGCACCAGAUGCUGCCUUGA